Molecule: messenger RNA, 1020 nt
Organism: Candidozyma haemuli
Lineage: Eukaryota; Fungi; Ascomycota; Pichiomycetes; Serinales; Metschnikowiaceae
Product: acyl-CoA thioesterase II
Exons: 1
Coding region: 1-1020 (339 amino acids)
Biological process (GO): acyl-CoA metabolic process; fatty acid catabolic process
Cellular component (GO): peroxisomal matrix
Molecular function (GO): fatty acyl-CoA hydrolase activity
Source: RefSeq, a predicted model, not a curated record
AUGUCUGACUUUGAAGAGGCCUUGGGUAUCAAGGAAGGCAGACCAGAUGGAGACACUCAUGUAUUUAUUCUGAACCAUACGCUUACCAAACCACAAAAGAGGUCGAAGGGUGUUUAUGGAGGUAACUUGGCAGGCCAGGCGCUUCUUGCGGCUAUUAGAACGGCGCCAGAAGGGUUUACGCCACACUCGCUUCACUCCCACUUCGUCAAGAGUGUUAGUGACCAGCAGAAGGUGAAAUGGACCGUGGAGGAGGUUUCUAACGGUAAGACUUUCUGCAAUAGAAGCGUCAAGGCAUGGCAGGAUAAACAAAUAAGGUACAUUGCUAAUGUUUCAUUGACAAAGAAGAACUCGUUCAAAGAGGCUGAACGGGAGUACUACGACUACGAGGAAAGACAGGAGAAGUUGAAGAAGGAAGCGGCUGCAAAGGGUGAAGAAUACGACCCUGAGGAUGAAGACGCUGAGCCUAUGAAGCUUAAACCGUUUUCUUUCCAGACCCCUUUCCCCCGCUGGUUGCAAGAAGAACGCCAGGAAGAUAUGCCAGUGGAUAAGAGGUCUGCUAAUAGAUACAUCUACCAUAAGAUCCCCCACCAGUUUGUGUCGUUAGAAGACACAAAGUACGAGGACCGUGUGCCAGUCACAGAGAGAAAGAUGUCGUUCUUUGUUCGUUUGGGCGACGGGUCGCUCAAAAUCAAGGACCCUGCUUUCCAGUUCGUCGGGCUCGGUGUGUUAUCAGACUCCCUCUUCUUGACUCGUCUUGCGAGAGUGUUGCGUAUUUCCACCGUCAACUUGAACAAAACAGGCCACUACUUUUCUGUUUCCCUCGACCAUAUCAUUUAUUUCCACGACAGUGAAUUCGACUGUACGCAAUGGGUGGCCUUUGGUUUCAAGGCUGUCCGUUUGACAAACAACAGAGUGCUUUUAGAAGCUGAAAUGUAUAACGAAGCCGGCCAGCAUGUUGCCACCAUCAUCCAGGAAGGUUUAGUUCAUUUCAACGGCCUCGAAAAAGAAGCUCAUCUUUAG